Messenger RNA from Pseudovirgaria hyperparasitica, 393 nucleotides. RefSeq lists its product as uncharacterized. Gene Ontology annotation, cellular component: cytoplasmic dynein complex; cytoplasm. Gene Ontology annotation, molecular function: dynein intermediate chain binding. The record is from RefSeq and is a predicted model, not a curated record. The coding region runs from base 1 to 393 and encodes 130 amino acids. Gene Ontology annotation, biological process: microtubule-based movement. The transcript is spliced from 3 exons. Lineage: Eukaryota; Fungi; Ascomycota; Dothideomycetes; Acrospermales; Acrospermaceae.
AUGGCACCAGGCCCCAUCUCAGACCUCCGUCUCAAGCAGAUCACCGAUGAUGCCUGUAACAGCACUCUCAGCAAUGCGGAAACCUACGUACACUCGCAGACCUCUGUCUGGAACACCUCCAUAAUUAACAAUGUCCUCCAAAAAGUCAUCUCCGAGUCAACACCCUCUGGCCAGAACCAACCACCGUACAAGUUCGCCGUCAAUAGCACCAUCGUGCAACACACCGAGCCUCAAGCCGGCGUUGAGUCUAAGGAUGCUGGCCGACGCGGUAUGCAUAGCGCAACCGGUGCAUUCUGGAACGAAGACAAAGAUGGCAUGUGGUCGUACAAGUACGAGGCGGGCGACUCCAAGGGCAUGGACGUCGUAAUCAGUGUAUUCUGGUUCUCCGUAUAG